AUGAACAAGUUGAAUAGGCUCUACGCCCUCACGUUGCGCAGAACUUUCCCAGGCACAAGAAGCAUUGCACUGGCACGAUACUUGCAUACGAGCAAUAAAAUGAGCAGCGAAUCGAACGACGUGAAAUGGAAUGACGCACUGACGCCCUUGCAACUGAUGGUGCUCAAGGAUAAGGCGACCGAAAGACCCAACACAGGCGCGUACCUGCACACCAAGGACUCCGGGGUCUACCAUUGUGCCAACUGUGACACACCUCUGUACUCGAGUAACGCCAAGUUCGAUGCUCGUUGUGGCUGGCCCGCAUUCUACGAAGAAGUCUCCCCUGGCGCCAUCACGUACCACCGCGACACCUCUCUGAUGCCUGCGAGGGUAGAGAUAUGCUGUGGGAAGUGUGGUGGGCACCUGGGGCAUGUGUUCGAAGGCGAAGGCUGGAAGCAGCUGCUGAACUUGCCCAAGGAUUCCAGACACUGCGUGAACAGUGCGUCUUUGAACCUUAAGAGGGAUUGA
Saccharomyces kudriavzevii IFO 1802 is the source of this 507-nucleotide messenger RNA. It is a transcript of the gene MXR2, whose product is annotated as peptide-methionine (R)-S-oxide reductase. The record is from RefSeq and is a predicted model, not a curated record. Lineage: Eukaryota; Fungi; Ascomycota; Saccharomycetes; Saccharomycetales; Saccharomycetaceae. Gene Ontology annotation, molecular function: peptide-methionine (R)-S-oxide reductase activity. The coding region runs from base 1 to 507 and encodes 168 amino acids. Gene Ontology annotation, biological process: response to oxidative stress; protein repair. The transcript has a single exon.